UGAGCUAAGCAAUGUCCCUGUCCCUGUCAUGUUAAUGCCGGAUGACUUUAAAGCCUACAGUAAGAUUAAGGUGGACAAUCAUCUUUUCAACAAGGAAAACUUGCCAAGUCGUUUUAAAUUUAAGGAGUACUGCCCCAUGGUGUUCCGAAACCUCCGCGAAAGAUUUGGGAUUGACGAUCAAGAUUAUCAGAACUCCGUAACACGAAGCGCCCCAGUGAACAGCGACAGCCAAGGUCGAUGCGGGGCCCGUUUCCUGACCACCUACGACAGGAGGUUUGUCAUUAAGGCAGUGUCGAGCGAAGACGUAGCAGAGAUGCACAACAUACUAAAGAAGUACCAUCAGUUUAUAGUGGAAUGCCAUGGGAACACCCUUCUCCCCCAGUUCCUAGGCAUGUACAGACUCACCGUGGACGGAGUGGAAACCUACAUGGUAGUCACCAGGAACGUAUUUAGUCACAGGCUGACUGUGCAUCGGAAGUAUGAUCUGAAGGGCUCAACAGUCUCCAGGGAAGCGAGUGACAAAGAAAAGGCCAAGGAUUUGCCAACGUUCAAAGACAACGACUUCUUGAACGAAGGCCAGAAGCUCCACGUUGGAGAAGAGAGUAAAAAGCACUUCCUCGAAAAGCUAAAGCGGGACGUGGAGUUUUUAGCUCAACUGAAGAUCAUGGACUACAGCCUGCUGGUGGGCAUUCACGACGUCGACCGGGCGGAGCAGGAGGAGAUGGACGUGGAGGAUCGGGCCGAGGACGAGGAGUGUGAGAACGAUGGCAUUGGCGGGAACCCUAUUGGCUCUUAUGGGACCCCACCUGACAGCCCCGGCAACCUCCUCAACUUCCCGCGGUUCUUCGGGCCUGGGGAGUUUGACCCUUCAGUCGACGUAUAUGCCAUGAAAAGCCAUGACAGUGCCCCUAAGAAGGAGGUGUAUUUCAUGGCCAUUAUAGAUAUUCUUACGCCGUACGAUGCAAAGAAGAAAGCUGCACAUGCUGCCAAAACAGUGAAACAUGGGGCUGGGGCGGAGAUCUCCACGGUGAAUCCGGAGCAGUACUCUAAACGCUUCAAUGAAUUUAUGUCCAAUAUCCUGACAUAGUCACCUUCUACCUUGAGCCAGAAAGGAAGAGAAGAGGGGCUACUUCCAAGCAGAGAACACAGCCUGUGACACUAAAACAGACACUGUAGCAGCACGUGGGGUAUGAGUGAGUGUGAGCGUGUGGCACUGUAUGAUUUACAGGAAACUAAUCUAGGUGCAUUCUCAAAUAUUCCACUUGACCCAGGUGGAAAAGUGGCUUUUUUCCUUUUGUUACAGAAAUGCCCAAAUAGAGAUUUGAGGCUUUUUUUAAAAAAGAGAAUCUAAUUGCUGCAGCAAUGCUGUUCAUAAUGACAUUUUCUCCUCUCUGAUCAAGAGACGCCAGUAAGGAUACCACGAAUGGCUGUUUAAAAGGGGGAGCUCUAACCUGUAGCUUGUGUUAAAUAAGAGGAGAAGCAACGCCUAAUUCCACAAACUGCUGUUCUUUUUAAUGGACAGCUUUUUUUAACAGAAAGCCGUACAAACCCUUUUAUUUCCUUCUCGGUAGGAGUCGGGGGGGGAAAAAGUAGUCUGCCAUUUCAAAGAUGAAAAUGUUGAGGAGCUGCUGAACCUUAACUAGGUAAAUUCAGGCUGGGAACCUUUCUUUUGGGGGGUGUUAAAAAUUUCUUUUACUUGAGAAAUUAACGUCACAAGAAAGACGAGGGAAAUGAACAUCUACCAAAGAUGGUCACUUAAGGCAUAACUCAUAGAAGCUAAAAAAGUAGUAUGAAAAAUACUGGAUAGCCACAGAACCAUCAUGCUUAGGAUAGGCGGCCUGGGAAGAUUCCAUUGAAGAAGAAAAUCAUGUUAACUUAUUCUGCAGGUUUCGGGUUACAUUUGGCUGUCUAGAAAAAAUGACAAUUGUUAAAUCUCCCUGCCUCUAAAAUAGAGCUGACGCAUGACAGUUCUGCCAGUGUUAAUCUAGCUAAUGUUCAGAGUCUUCCUAACUCAUCCAAUCCUGUUACAAGUACUUGAACUGUUGCCUGAGAGAGGUUUAAAAAACCAACCAACCAAGUCAACAUGAAGUGCAUCUUGAGAAAUGUAAAUUGCUGUCAGUUUGGAGUGUUGGUAGUUGUGACUGUGUCCCCAGUUCCACUGCUCAAGAGGACUCCGAACUUGAGCCAUAUUUGUCUACGCUCCGCUCUGCUCCAGGUCCAUAACUCUAGCUGGUAGAGUGAGUCAAUGGGCAUAAAUGACUGAACACUUCCUCCAGAUAUUUUUCCCCCUAAGGAAUCUGAACUGAUUUGCGUGAUUGAAUUAUGUCCUAUUUGUCUCCAGACCGCUUGUAAUAUUUUUCACAGCCAAGCUUGUCGAACUUGCUGUAAGUUUAAUUAGUUCUGCUGCAGAACAGUUGUCUGUUUUUUUUUUUUAAGCAGGAUUUAGCUGUUUUGAAGAGAUACCUUGCAGUUGACAUAAGUUGCUUAUCUGCCUUGAAACUGUUUUCACAAAUGCCUUUGUUUCAGGAAUAAGCUGUUAGAAUGUUUGUGUCCUGUGCUAUAACAUGUGCUAGUUUGCUCUGUCGAUUUGGUCCUGUGUGAGAGAGAGGUGGUACUCAUCGUGUCCUCGUAACUAACUAGACUAAUGCUAGCUGUGAUUGGAUUCUGAAUGCAGGAUGA
This is a messenger RNA of Terrapene triunguis (Three-toed box turtle), 2679 nucleotides long. It is a transcript of the gene PIP4K2B, whose product is annotated as phosphatidylinositol-5-phosphate 4-kinase type 2 beta. Gene Ontology annotation, molecular function: phosphatidylinositol kinase activity. Bases 29 to 1087 code for a protein of 352 amino acids. The transcript is spliced from 9 exons. The record is from RefSeq and is a predicted model, not a curated record. Gene Ontology annotation, biological process: phosphatidylinositol metabolic process. NCBI's taxonomy places the organism in Eukaryota, Metazoa, Chordata, Testudines, Emydidae.